AUGGCUACCAAAAUUAUCCUUAACCUUGCUGUAUUUACUCGGGUAGCACUGGCUAACCCUUUGAUUCUCGAUGCAUCCUCGCCAGAGCAGCCAGGUUUUCCUAAGUUAGAGGAAGGGUUUGUCCUUGCUGCUCCCUUCGCACUUGACGAUGCGAAGGAAAAUGUAAUAAUUAAGAGUCAUGCCAAUAUCAAGCAUGAUCCUGAUGGCUAUUACAUUUUCCAGGCAUUCCCUCACUCGCGUGUUCCCAUUUCUUCUUUGAUGAUGAUCAUUAUUCCCGUGGUUGUUGUCCUCUUCUGUGCUUUCAUGCUUGUCCUGCUUCGCACAUGGAUCAGCGUGAGUGACCGAUUCAAAUUCUCUUCGUCAGCGAUGGAGGAUCGCGAAAAGGCCUUGGCUAAUUUGCGUAUUGUUGGCAUGCGUUACGAGGAAGCUCCUCAGGAGAAGAUUUCACCCUCUGCCACUCUUACUUCUGAACUCUGCGAGAAGAAGACUGAUAGCGACGAGAAACUGCCGAUUGGCACAGGUGCUACUCGAGCCACUACCCAGAGCUCUAAGAAAGUCAAAGAUGCGAAUGAAAUCGUCGGCCCUGUUGUUCCCGUCUUGCGUAACGAAGACCCUAAUGUUCUUUCCGAUGGCGAAUCUGAUGGGUCAUACGAAGAUGAAGAGGAGGAUGAGCUUGAUGCUGUGCCCACACUCGCCUCUGCUCCCAUCCAUCAAGUCCCCACGUAUGAAGCCGCCCCUUCUCAAUUGGAGAUUGUUGAGCUGCCUAAGCUCUCAACUUCAUCUACGUUGGCUCACGAUUCUUCUAGCUCUCAAAUCCAUGGCUUGGCUGAGCCGAUCCAGGCGAAUGCGUUUGUCCGUGCAUCGGCGACGUCUACUCUAUUUGGGUCCGAUGCCGUUCAUACACAGUCACAGGCCCAUACGUCGAUGACCGAGCCAGAGACUAAAGACCAAGACUCUCUUUUCCCUUGA
Molecule: messenger RNA, 969 nt
Organism: Malassezia pachydermatis
Lineage: Eukaryota; Fungi; Basidiomycota; Malasseziomycetes; Malasseziales; Malasseziaceae
Exons: 1
Coding region: 1-969 (322 amino acids)
Source: RefSeq, a predicted model, not a curated record